UAAUUCUGCUGCUGCUGCUUCUACCAUUCUACUGCUGAUCAAUCCCGUGGCAGGAGGCUGAACGGAGGAGAGAGGGGCUGCAUAUUGAAUAGCAGCUGUAGCUGCAAGGGAGGCUGUGACAGAGGAGAGCAGAAGACGGGAUUUACAAGCAAAUAAAAUAAACGCAUUACCCAGGAUUGAGGGGGCUUGCUUGCUUUCUUUCUGUUUUUUUUUUUUUUUUUUUUCUCUUGAUUUCCAGUUAAGGGAGGGAGGUCAGUACCACUGUGUUUUGCAGAGGCUUUUAAAUGGUUCCUUCCGUGCAGGAGGGAUGCUUGGGGCUAAUUUGAAAAGCAGAGAUUGCAAGGCAACCCCCAGCCAAGAGGAUCACACCAAGGCUUACAGCAAACCGGAGGGGAAAGGUGUCAGCAUGGCGGCCAAAAGAGGCAAGCCGGUCCCCCAGCAAGGCGGCCCGCGGGCCGAGCUGAGGGUGUUCCGGGCGGGAAGCACCGAAGCCCGGCUGCCUGUCUCCUCCAAUCUCCGCAAGCAGAAGUCCCUCACCAACCUGUCCUUUCUGACCGACACGGAAAAAAAGAUGCAUCUCUACGAGCCCAAGUGGUGCGACGACAUGGGCAAGCCGUCCAGCGGGCACCUCAAAGGGGGGCUCAAACCUAAGGAAGGCAGCGGACAGCCGCCACUUUCCAGGAACCUCUCCAAAUCGGAGCACUCCCUCUUCCAGAGCAAGCUGGCACCAAGCCUGGCAGGGGGCUCCCCCAAGCCCUUCAGCCCCCUGGCUGCGCCUUCCAACCUGGGCAAGCCCAGCCGUAUACCCAGAGGUCCCUACGCGGAGGUCAAGCCCAUCAGCAAGGCUCCGGAGGCUGCAGAGGACAGCAAGUCAGACGAUGAGAUCCUCUCCGCCAAGGCCAAGGCAAAUAGCAAGAAACAAGCGCCCCCCGGGGCUCCCACUGGAGAGGACAACAAGCCCUACCUAAAGGUGGACCCUGAGCUGGUAGUGACUGUGCUGGGUGAUUUGGAACAGCUACUGUUCAGUCAAAUGCUGGACCCGGAGUCUCAGAGGAAGCGCACUGUACAGAAUGUUCUGGAUCUGAGGCAGAACCUGGAGGAUACCAUGUCCAGCUUGCGGGGGGCACAGCUGUCUCACAGCUGCCUGGAGAACAGUGUGUGCUACGACAGCGAUGAGGCGAACCCUCUCAGCAUGUCCAGCAUGUCCAAUCGCUCGUCACCCCUGUCCUGGCGCUACGGCCAGUCGAGCCCACGGCUGCAGGCAGGAGACGCCCCCUCCUCGGCAGGGGGGUACCAUGGGCAGGGUGCCCAGUACGGGGCGCACACCAUGCCCAUGCGCAGCCCCAGCAGGCUGACCCACAUCUCCAGGCUGGACCUCAUCGAGGGUCUGGACCCAGACGACGCAGACCUGAAAUCAGGAUACAUGAGCGACAGCGACCUUCUGGGCAAGUGUAUGCAGGAGGACGAGGACGACGACCUCACUAACGGCUGGGAUGAGAGCAGCUCUAUCAGCAGUGGUCUCAGCGACGCCUCGGACAAUCUCAGCUCUGAAGAGUUCAACGCCAGCUCCUCGCUCAACUCCUUGCCCACCACGCCCACCGGCUCGCACCACAACUCUGCCAUCGUGCUGCGCACGGACGCAGAGAAGCGCUCGCUGGUGGAAAGCGGGCUCUCCUGGUACAGCGAGGAGGGCAAAGGGCACUGCAAAGCCGACGGCGAGGGCUACGACACGGGCAGCCUGAAGGCAGAGACGCCCAGCCGCUGGAGGAAGGUGCGGCCCGAAGCCGGGAGCGAGGAGGCGGCCAAGCCAGAGUUGAAGAAGCCCACCAGCCUGUGCCAGCCCAGCGCCCUCAAGAAGGGCAAGAACACCCCCAUCGGGGUCACCUCCCCCAUCACACACGCCUCCCAGAGCACCCUCCGAGUGGCCGGGAAGUGUGACCAGAAGGCGGUGGACAAGGUCAAAAUGGCAGUGAAGGGGACGAGCCUGCAGAGGUCCUGCUCGGACGCAGGGAAGGACCGGGGAGAGACCAGGAAGCCCCCCUCCGGAAUCGUGCGGCCCUCUGCAGGAGGCUCGUUCGGCUACAAGAAAAGCACGGGCACAGCGACGGUCAUGAGUGCCGGGGGAGCGGCCGUGUCCAGCGGCUCGGCCACCGUGGGCAAGGCUCCCAAAACCUCCGGCAUCCCCGUGAAGCCAGCGGCUGGGGGGAGCAGCGGGGGCGCGGGGCGCAAGACCAGCCUGGACGUGUCCGAGGGGUUCUUGUCUCCCAACGCCCGAAACAACAUUCAGUACCGCAGCCUGCCGCGCCCGUCCAAGUCCAGCUGCAUGAGUGUCACGGGGAGCAGGGCCGGCGCUCGCCCCGUCAGCAGCAGCAUCGACACCAGCCUGCUAAGCACCAAGCCCAGCGCCGGCCUCUCCCGUCUCAAGGAGCCCGGCUCUGCCAAGACCAGCAGCCGUGCCAGCCUGGGCCCGGUCAACCAGACGGACCGCGAGAAGGAGAAGGCCAAGGCCAAGGCAGUGGCUUCAGACUCUGAGUGCGGGCCUCUCAAACCGGCACCAGAGCCCGGCUCCAAACUGCAGGGCCUGCGCCCUCUGAGUGGGACCAAGUCCUCUGAGCUCUCCUCACCCACCACGCACAGGGUGCUGAGCUCCAAGACCCUCGGAAAGCCGCCCAGCCUGGCUCACCUGGACAAGGUGAGCUCCAGCAGCCUGGACUCGGACAUGUGCAUCCCAGACCACCCCCCUGGGGCUCCCCCCCUCAGCAAGCUCCAGGACCUGCCGGCCUCCCCCAGCCCCUGUCUGACCCCCAGCCCUGCUCCCAUCCUCAAUGUCAACUCCAACAGCUGCUUCAGCGCGCAGGGCCUGGGCCUGGGGCUGGGCUCCUCGCCCCUGCUCUACCCCAAGCUGUCCGGACUGCACCGCAGCAUGGAGUCCCUGCCUCUCCACAUGAGCGUGCCAGCGGCCCCUAGCUACCCCGGGGCUGAGCCCAGAGAGAGGGAGGGGGAGCGGGGCAUGCUGGGCUGGAGCCCCGGGGUUCGCUCCUCGCUCGUUGAAAGUUCUCAAAGGGACAGGAACACUCUGCCCAAGAAGGGACUGAGCCGCUAUAGCUCCUACCAGUCUGAAGAGGACGCUAAAGAGCGCCGGCACUCCCACACCAUCGGAGGCCUGCCCGAGAUGGAGUGCCCACCCCAGCUGCCGUCUCCCUCCUCCGUGUCCCUGAGCUCCACAGGCAAGGGGCCCUUCGCCAGCCUCGUGAGCUCCAGCACCCCUCGCAUCACUCGCUCCAACAGCAUCCCCGCCCACGAUGCCGCCUUCGAGCUGUACGGAGGGGCCUCUCAGGUGGGCAGCACCCUCUCCCUGGCAGAGCGACCCAAAGGCAUGACCCGCUCCGGCUCCUUCCGGGACCCUGUGGACGACGUCCACGGCUCUGUGCUCUCCCUGGCAUCCAGUGCUUCAUCCACCUACUCCUCGGCUGAGGAGAGGAUGCAAGGAGAGCAAAUCCGUAAACUGCGGAGAGAGCUCGAGUCUUCCCAGGAGAAGGUGGCCUCCCUGACCAAUCAGCUGUCUGCAAACUAUGGACAGGCAAACUUGGUGGCAGCAUUUGAGCAGAGCCUGGUCAACAUGACGUCUCGGCUGCAGAGUCUGUCUGUCUGCUCGGAGCAGAAGGACUCUGAGUUAUCUGACUUGCGGGAGACCAUCGAGGUGAUGAAGACCAAGAACGUGGAGGCCCAGGCAGUGAUCCAUGUGGCUCUCAAUAACCCUGACACCACACCCAAAGAGCUGCGGAUAAAGCGUCAGAACUCCUCGGACAGCAUCUCCAGCCUCAACAGCAUCACCAGCCACUCCAGCAUCGGCAGCUGCAAGGACAGCGACGCCAAGAAGAAGAAGAAGAAGAGCUGGCUGAGAAGCUCCUUCAACAAGGCCUUCAGCAUCAAGAAGGGUCCCAAGUCAGCCUCUUCGUACUCGGACAUCGAGGAGAUCGCUACCCCUGACUCGUCCGCGCCCUCCUCCCCGAAGCUCUCCCACGAGGGGGCCGACAACCCCCCGCUGUCCCUGAAAUCCUCCACCUCCGCCUCCUCCUCGGUGAUCUUCGAAGGGAACGAGGAGCCUGAGUCGGAGGACAAGGGGGUAUCGGAGCUGCGCUCGGAAUUGUGGCAGAAGGAGAUGAAGCUGACGGACAUUCGACUGGAGGCACUAAACUCCGCUCACCAGCUGGAGCAGCUGAGAGAGGCGAUGAACAGCAUGCAGAUGACUGUAGAGAGUCUCAAGGCUGAAAACGACCAGCUGAAGACAGGAACAGGACCGAACACAAGCCCCGCCCCUGCCUCCUCAAUCUCCCAACCACAGGGCUUGAGCUCCCUGCUGAGCGCGUCGCCACGGCAGUCCAUGGCCCUGUCCCUCACGCAGUCCUUCACCCUGAGCCUCAACGAGUGCACGGACACGGAUUUGUCUCCCAUGGAUGUGAUGAGUAUUUCCUCUCAGAAAGAAGAUAACAGUCGGCUUCGUAUCCUUGUCCGUGUUUCUGACCAGGGCGUUUUCAAUGACGAUAUCAAACAGCAGGAUUUCUUCAUCGGUUCGGUGAAGGUCAAUGCUAAAACAGAGUGGGACACGCUGGAUGCUGCUGUCUGCCAGACCUUCAAGGAAUACAUUGCAAAGGUAGACCCUGCCUCCAGCCUGGGCCUGUCCCCUGACUCCAUCUACUGCUACAGCAUCAGCCAGGGCAGGAGGGUGCUGGGGGCAGAGUCCCCCGAACUCUUGCCGUCCCGAUACAUGGGCAAAGGCACCGGCUGCAUCGCCGUCACGCUGAAAGGUCUGAAGGAGAAGUGCGUGGACAGCCUGGUGUUCGAGACCCUUAUUCCCAAGCCCAUGAUGCAACACUACAUCAGUCUGCUCCUGAAGCACCGGCGGCUCAUCCUGUCCGGCCCCAGCGGCACGGGCAAGACCUACCUCACCUGCAGGCUGGCAGAGUACCUGGUGGAGCGCUCCGGGCGCAGUGGCACAGAGGACAUCGCCAUCACCUACAACAUGCAUGAGCAGUCCUGCAAGGACCUGCAGCUGUUCCUGUCUAAUCUGGCCAAUCAGAUUGAUCGAGAGACCAGCUCCGGGGAGGUCCCAUUGGUUAUCAUCCUUGAUGACAUCAGCGAUUCGGGGUCCAUCAGCGAGCUGGUCAAUGGAGCGCUUACCUGCAAAUAUCACAAAUGCCCCUACAUCAUUGGAACAACUAACCAGCCGGUGAAAAUGACACCCAACCACGGCCUGCACCUCAGCUUCAGGAUGGUGACCUUCUCCAACAACGUGGAGCCUGCCAACGGGUUCCUGGUGCGCUACCUGCACCGCAAGCUGAUGGAAACGGAGAGCGACUGCGCUGCCAACAACGAGGACCUACUGCGGGUGCUGGACUGGGUGCCCAAGCUGUGGUACCACCUGCACGCCUUCCUGGAGAAGCACAGCACCUCCGACUUCCUGAUCGGCCCUUGCUUCUUCUUGUCCUGCCCGGUGACAGUGGAGGAAUUCCGCUGCUGGUUCAUUGAGCUCUGGAAUCACUCCAUCAUCCCCUACCUGCAGGAGGGGGCAAAGGAUGGCAUCAAGGUGCACGGUCAGAAGGCAGUGUGGGAGGACCCCGUGGAGUGGGUAAGGGGCACCCUGCCCUGGCCCUCUGCUCAGCAGGACCAGGCCAAGCUGUUCCACCUGCCACCGCCCAGCGUGGUGCCGAUUGGGGCGGGGCAGCCCAGUGAGGAACGGGCCACGAAGGAGACCACGCCCAGCUCCCUGGACUCCGAUCCCCUGAUGGCCAUGCUGUUGAAGCUGCAGGAAGCAGCCAAUUACAUUGAAUCUCCAGACAGGGAGUCAGUCCUGGACCCCAACUUCCAGUCAACACAUUGAAAAACCACAAGGAGACGAAAGACUUGCAGCUCCGAUGGCUCGUGCUGUUAUCCCAGUUUUUUUUUCCGCGGUUUGGAGUCAGCAGUGAGCCUGCUGGCUACAGAAAUGUCUCUAUAUCUGCGCUUUAGUAACACAAGUGGUAGGUACAGAAUCUGCGCUGUAGCUACUAGAACCACAAUAGGAAGAUUUCAAAUAAUCCACCUGGAAAGGAACAUAAAACAAGGAAGAACUGAAA
Polyodon spathula (Mississippi paddlefish) is the source of this 6116-nucleotide messenger RNA. RefSeq names its product neuron navigator 1-like. The transcript has 30 exons. The coding region runs from base 308 to 5881 and encodes 1857 amino acids. Gene Ontology annotation, biological process: microtubule bundle formation; neuron migration; nervous system development. Gene Ontology annotation, cellular component: axon initial segment; microtubule cytoskeleton. The record is from RefSeq and is a predicted model, not a curated record. NCBI's taxonomy places the organism in Eukaryota, Metazoa, Chordata, Actinopteri, Acipenseriformes, Polyodontidae. Gene Ontology annotation, molecular function: ATP hydrolysis activity.